CACUGACCCUGUCAGACGCUUUCCAACACCACUCGUCUUUCACCAUUCGGCAAGCACACAUGAAUUUAAAAUAUUUGCGUAUUGUGCGUAAAAUCUAGUGCCUAUUUUCGAAAAAUGUUGCCACAGGAGCGUGUGGAGCAGUAUCAGAACCUCUUCAAGGAGACCCUCGACCGUAUGGGCAACGAGCUUCGCCUUUAUCAGGCCAAUAGAUCGUUUGAAAAGGGCGACAUUUUCCAUCACGCCGAAGUGCUUGCAGACCUGAGCCUGCGUGUCCAAGCCGUUAGAUGCAAAAAUCCAGCAGCAUGCUAUGCUCUGCUAACCGCAUGCCAUGAUGUAUUCACCAAGCUGUACAGAGCCAUAAUGGAGUUGUUGAAACAACUGGCUGUAUUGGAAACUCAUAAGGCCAUCUUCGAGGAGCAGUAUCACGGCUUCCUAGCCGAACUGGGAGAGGAAGAUCCAAAGGUUCCGAUGUCAUUGAAAUAUUUCUACGAUUGGGUGAAUGAUAUACUCGGUUCUUUGAAUAACCAUGCCAAGUACCUGGAGCUCAACCUCAACGGGGUGCGAUCAAAAUUUAUGAAGGGACUUCCCUUCCUCGACGACUUUAAGGAGGACUAUAAGUUUUCCGAGACCAUCGAAAUGAAAAUUUGUCUGGGCUUGAUCAAAAUGGAUAGAUUGUCUAAAAAUCCUAUGAAUUUAACCCAGUAAGAUGUACUGAACAGACUGACACAAAUUCUUAAUCGUAAAAUAGCAUUUAAAUAAUAUUAAUUAAAAGGGAAGAUACAAUCUUCCUCUGAUUGUU
Molecule: messenger RNA, 799 nt
Organism: Drosophila bipectinata
Lineage: Eukaryota; Metazoa; Arthropoda; Insecta; Diptera; Drosophilidae
Source: RefSeq, a predicted model, not a curated record